GCACGAUAAUUUCUGACAGCAUUUGAAUUUCAUUUUUUGAAUCGUGUGUUUGGUCUGGAAAGCUCGUUCUUUAGACGAAUUUUGACAAUAGAAUUUCUGCUUCUGUUUCUAUAACCUGAAAGCAACGAAUCAUACGUGACUGCUGUAACUCGACAUAUAUUUUACCGCGAUUGUAAAUUGUAACUGAAUAAUGGGAAGCAGCGGCCAACUGUAUAGUCUCUCCUGGGGAGAAUUUAGUUCAUCGUUAGCUUCCUCGGUGCAGCUAUUGAGAGGUCAUGGUGAUCUAGUUGAUGUUACUUUAGCUGCCGGUGGGCGCAGUUUUCCUGCACAUAAGAUAGUUCUUUGUGCAGCUAGUCCAUUUCUAUUGGAUUUAUUAAAGAGCACACCGUGUCAACAUCCAGUGGUCAUGUUAGCUGGUAUAGGUGCUGAUGAUUUAGAAUCAUUGUUGGAGUUUGUGUACCGUGGUGAAGUGAGUGUAGAACCAUCUCAGUUGCCUUCUCUGCUUCAAGCUGCUCAUUGCCUUUGUAUUCAUGGAUUAACACCACCUACUAUAUUAACCGAGAAUGGAGAAGAGGUACCAGCAUCAGCAAUACCAGCAGCAAACGAAUCCUUAUCAAAGGAAACUAUUAGUCCAUAUUAUCCAUUAAAACGACGGAAGAAAAGAAGAAAAUCCUCGUCGUCUUCUGGGAAAUGGCCACGUACUAGUAGUAAUACUGAUAAUGAAAAUAGAGCCAUAGAUGGAAGCGAUAACCGAUCAGCUAGUUACGAUCAUAAAGACGAAGAGAAUGCGGAACACGGCGAUGAUACAGCAGCGAACGAUCGAUUGGAAUAUUCGAAUCAUCGGAGUUGUCAUUCGCCACGUGCACAAGAAGCGCAGCCGGUGCCGACAGAAAAUUCUCAAGCAGGACCUCAUCAGGAUCAAAUAUCGGACAAUGAGUUGCAUCUUCAUACUUUAAUGCCAAUGCAGCCAUAUUCUCCACUGCACAUACCACAGUUUCCAGGCCCCCUCAGUAUGGGUUUUCCUCCUGGCAUACCGCUUCCGUUAGUUACCCAGAGUCCCACUACUGCAACAGCAUCUUGCGGACUUACCGGGAAUAUGAAUUUGUCUAAAAUACGUGGUGCAUCGGAUUGUCCAGGUGUUUGCCCGCUUUGUGGUGCUACGUUACGGCAAGCGAGAAAUUUACGUAGACAUCUUUUAUCAUCGUGCAAAUAUAGGUUUAGUAGUAAUCCGGUUCCGAGUUCUCCGGCUGACCCGAUGAUGAUAGAAAUAAAACCUGAAGUUGAGUUGCCCGGUUAUAAUGAGCAGUCUAUAACAUAUGGAACUGAUAGUGGAAGUAGUACUUGCGAGCAAAUAAUUUGUAAGCCUAGCCCACUUCCUUCGCCAACGUUGCAUGGGCCGAAUGUUGUCUCACCUCAAAGCAAUAUUCCUUCUCCAACUAUCGCCAGAUGAAUGUACAGUGUGGAAUUAAAAGCACAGAUUUGACACGAGCAAACUAAUUAUUCAGUGAAUCAUUUGGUUCUGUUAUUUUAAUUCAGGGUCUACCUUGUUAUUUUUUCAGUGAUCUGUUCCAGCUCCCGUAAUUUAAGGAAACGCAAUCUUUUUUUUUAUCUAUCGGUUUACUGAACCUCUACAAAUUUUUUGUUUGGAUGGUUUAUGAAAUAUGUAUAAAAGAAAUGGACUGACAUUACUUUAAAUAAUUUGUCAUAAAUUGAUUGUUAUAUUAUUUGUAUAGUUUAUUUUAUAUUUCUGAAUAAUAAAGAUUUGGCCAAUUUA
Hylaeus volcanicus is the source of this 1774-nucleotide messenger RNA. RefSeq names its product protein tramtrack, beta isoform-like. The coding region runs from base 191 to 1450 and encodes 419 amino acids. Gene Ontology annotation, molecular function: protein binding. The transcript is spliced from 5 exons. NCBI's taxonomy places the organism in Eukaryota, Metazoa, Arthropoda, Insecta, Hymenoptera, Colletidae. Gene Ontology annotation, cellular component: nucleus. Gene Ontology annotation, biological process: regulation of transcription by RNA polymerase II. The record is from RefSeq and is a predicted model, not a curated record.